CACAUCUUCACAAAAAUUACUUCUCAGUUGGAAAAAUUUCUGCCAUAAUAACACUAAACGACAAAUUAUACUCAUGAAUCUGUGUCUACAGUCCAUAUAUUGAAUGCUCCGAAAACAAGGUUCGGAAAAGGAAAAAUGGAACGCUCUCGAGAUGAGCUCAAUCAAGAAGCCAUGUUUCAGCCACCCAACUCGACGCCUCAGCCAGCCCAUGGAGCGAGUUCCGCCCUCGAAAAGGUGCUUUGCAAUACCAGUUUGCCUCCUCUGAAGCGGCUGUGGGUGGCGUCGUGGAUUGAAAUAAGGCUUUUGUUUCGACUUGCUGCACCGGCAGUCAUGGUGUACUUUAUAAACAGUUUCAUGUCUAUUUCUACUAGGAUUUUUUCCGGCCACCUUGGAAACCUUGAGUUUGCAGCUGCCAGCCUUGGCAACCAGGGCAUUCAGUUAUUCGCCUACGGCCUCCUGCUGGGAAUGGGAAGUGCACUAGAAACCUUAUGUGGACAAGCCUAUGGUGCUGGCAAAUACGAUAUGUUAGGCCUUUAUCUUCAAAGAGCAACUGUGGUUCUUUUCUUGUUCACUCUCCCAAUAACCUUAGUUUACAUAUUCUCCAAACAAAUCCUUAUCUUCAUAGGAGAAUCCGAAAACGUGGCAUCACUAGCCGCAGUUUUUGUCUAUGGCCUCAUUCCACAGCUCUUCGCGUACACAGUAAACUUCCCAGUUCAAAAAUUCCUCCAAGCACAGAAUAUUGUAGCCCCAAGUGCUUACAUUUCAUUUGCCACUCUGUUGGUGCACGUGCUCUUAACCUGGGUUGCGGUGUACAAGAUUGGUCUAGGGUUGAUAGGGGCAUCUUUGGUAUUGAGUUUAUCUUGGUGGAUCAUUGUUUUGGCCCAGUUCUUGUAUAUUUUGUGGAGCCCAAAAUGUAAGUCCACUUGGAGUGGGUUUAAAUGGGAGGCUUUCACUGGGCUUUGGGAGUUUGUGAAAUUGUCUUUGGCUUCUGCUGUGAUGCUGUGCUUGGAGACGUGGUACUUUCAGGUACUAGUGUUGGUUGCAGGACUUCUCGAGAAUCCUGAGGUUGCCUUGGAUGCACUUUCAACAUGCAUGUCAAUUAAUGGCAUGUUAUUCAUGGUUUCAGUAGGGUUUAAUGCUGCUGCUAGUGUCCGAGUUAGCAAUGAGCUCGGAGCAGGGAACCCCAAGUCGGCAGCUUUUUCGGUUGUCGUGGUGAAUAUUGUUUCUUUCAUUGUUUCCGUGGUGGUUGCAGCCAUCGUGUUAUGGCAACGACAUAACAUUAGCUACAUAUUCACGAAUGGCACCACGGUUUCCGAUGCAGUCUCUGAACUUUGUCCGCUCUUAGCUGUCACUCUCAUUCUCAAUGGCAUUCAACCAGUCUUGUCCGGGGUGGCUGUUGGUUGUGGUUGGCAAGCAUUUGUUGCCUAUGUAAAUGUUGGGUGUUACUACAUUGUGGGAGUUCCAGUUGGUUGUCUCCUGGGUUUCAAAUUUGACUUUGGAAUUAAGGGAAUAUGGUCCGGAAUGAUUGGAGGAACAAUGAUGCAAACCAUCAUUUUGCUUUGGGCGACAUCUCGAACCAAUUGGAACAAAGAGGUGGAGAAAGCAAAGGACCGUCUUGACAAGUGGAAAGAUAUAAAAGAGCCACUUCUUAAGAAUUGAGAGUGGUUAAGAAAACUAUAUUGAUGCUUGCUUAUUUACAUUCAUUGUUCUUGUUAUUUUGGAUUUUCUUUACCCAAUUUUGAACCAUUAAAAUAUUGAUUCGUGAUGUUUCGAAGUGUUCUUUUAUAUAUAGAUUUGAGAAUCAUUCGCCUUGUUA
Olea europaea var. sylvestris is the source of this 1816-nucleotide messenger RNA. Its product is annotated as protein DETOXIFICATION 40-like. Gene Ontology annotation, molecular function: antiporter activity; xenobiotic transmembrane transporter activity. The transcript is spliced from 7 exons. Gene Ontology annotation, biological process: xenobiotic detoxification by transmembrane export across the plasma membrane. Lineage: Eukaryota; Viridiplantae; Streptophyta; Magnoliopsida; Lamiales; Oleaceae. Bases 136 to 1659 code for a protein of 507 amino acids. Gene Ontology annotation, cellular component: membrane. The record is from RefSeq and is a predicted model, not a curated record.